Molecule: messenger RNA, 4119 nt
Organism: Linum trigynum
Lineage: Eukaryota; Viridiplantae; Streptophyta; Magnoliopsida; Malpighiales; Linaceae
Source: the annotation of a GenBank genome assembly
GUGUACUCCGGACCACCGGCGAGAAAAAACGUCGACGAUCAAUUAAUUCAAAGAAUGAGGCUUUGCUCUCUGAGAAAGCGGAAAGGGUUCCCCUUUUCUCCCCUGACUCUCUGAACGGCUGCGGAGCCGAUGAUUUCUCCGACCGUCACUCUGGGAAGUGGAAGCAAACAAACCCAUUGCAUAUUGUGAUGAUCUCUUCCUUCCGCCGUCAUCGCCGUCACAACCACCACCACCAGAACCUUAACAUCUAGCUUCAAUUGAUGUUUCUCAUCUUUUGAAGCUGUGUUCUCUCUUCUUCGCCGGAACAGCGAUGAAACAUGAGCGCCCGCUCCUUCUUCUCCUCUUCGGUAAAUGGGGCUGUGACGAGAUCUCCGGCGAGGGUUUCGGGGUCCAUUUGUACGGCGGUUUUCCUGGCGGGGCGAUUUCAGUAGCAUGUUAGCUAACUCGAUUUCGCAGCCUAAAGACGGCUGUAGGGAUUCCCUCUCUCACUCUGUCACCGGAUCUGAGCCCUUCCUUCCUCCGACUCUUUCUUGUUUCUACUGCAUUUACAGAAUGAAGUCACUUCAAAGCUGGAUUCUUUUUUACGCUGUUUACUUCUUUAAUUCCACCAUGUGCUAAUAUUAAACUAUAUCUUGUUUCGUGUAGAAAUUCUCCAGCAUUGAAAAUGACUAGAGAAUAUAAAAUGCUUGUUUGGGUCAAGAUUAGAUCAUCGAGAUCCCAUCUUGCAGCUGCUGUUUAAGACUUCAACUUCAAAUGGUGUGGAAAGUUCAAUGCUUUCCCCAUUCACUCUCACGAAGACCAAAUCGGCUCUUUCUUUAAUGUUGAUGUCCUCCUGAAGAAAUGGCAGAAACCAUUUUGAUUCCCGUUGCAAAAGAAAUCCUUGGGAAGCUAGGCAGCUUGGCUUUGGACCAGAUCGCACUCGCAUGGUCUCUCAGAAACGAGCUGGAGAAACUCAAGGGCACUGUCUACACCAUCCAGGCUGUGCUCCGUGAUGCUGAAGAGAAGCAGGGCCACAAUCGUCAAGUCAAACUUUGGCUCGAGAAGCUCUCGGAUGUGAUGUAUGAUGCUGAUGACUUGCUCGAUGAUUUUUCCACUGAGACUCGUCGGGAGAGGGCUGCACGAGCAGACACUACGACGACGACUUGUUGGACUGUGGUAUGUUUCAUUGUCUCUUUUCCGAAGCGAUUCUUGUAUGAGAACGAGAUGGCUCACGCCAUCAGGGCGAUUCGAGAGAAACUCGAUGAUAUCAAGAAUGACAGGGAGUUCCACUUGGAGGAGCUUGCUGAGGAGCAAGCUGUCCCUUUGGAGACGGACCCAUGCCCACCGAUGAUUGUUGUUGGGAGAGAAGCUGAUAGAGCUGAAAUCGUUCGGCAUCUAGUGCACAGUGAUGGUGAAGAAGCUAAUGUCUCUGUGGUCCCAAUUGUUGGGAUGGGCGGAUUGGGGAAGACUACUGUUGCUCAGCUCGUGUUUGACGACGAGGCAGUUAAGGCAUGCUUUGGAGUAAGAGUUUGGGUCUAUGUCUCGCAGAGCUUUGAUGUCAAAGGGAUUCUUGAAAAAAUGUUGCAAUACAUGACUGGUGAGAGCCAAGCAGGUCUUCAGUUGGCUGUUCUGCAGGAGAAGCUUCGUGAGAAGAUGAGAGCCAAAAGGUUUUUGGUUGUAAUGGAUGAUGUCUUGGAGGAGAAUGCUAGAGGCUGGGAAGACUUGGCAAAGUAUUUGAUGGUUGGUGCCAUUGGGAGCAAGGUAUUGGUGACCACUCGAUCCAGUAAAGUGGCUGAGGUUGGUAGUGGGAUCAUGAAGUCUGAAACAGGUGGCACAAUGUUGAUGCCGUACUACUUGGGAGGCUUGUCGCCGGACGAGUCUUGGGAUUUGCUGGUGAGAAAGGCUCUUCAUGGAGAAGUUCAGCAGAGCCUGGAUGUUGAGAGAACCGGGAGAGAAAUACUGAAGAAAUGUUGUGGAGUUCCUCUUGCUAUAAGCACAAUUGCUGGUCUGUUGAGGUCGAAAGAUCCGAAAACUGACUGGCUGUUGUUUCUAGAUGCCGAGCUCUCGAACAUAUCUGAAGGGGAAAACCAUAUCAUGUCAACCCUUCGUUUAAGUUUCAACCAUCUUCCUACAAAGCUUAAGCACUGCUUUUCUUAUUGCAAACUGUUUAAGAAGGGUGAUGCCCUUGAUGUUCAAAGGUUGGUACACCUUUGGAUGGCACAAGGGCUCGUUGAGUCAGAAGAUGAGGGAUUGGAUUGUUUCAAGACGUUGUGCUGGAGGUCAUUUUUCCAAGAAGUGAAGGUGAACCAGUGGGAUAAUGCGUUGGAAUAUAGAACGCAUGAUCUGAUGCACAAUUUAGCGGAUUCUAUAGUGGGGCAAAAGAUCGUACGCGGUUUUAGUUCAAGUAUUCUACAAAGAGUUUCUCCAAAAACUCGUCAUAUGGCAGUGCUGUAUGAUCAUUCCUUCUAUGAUGAUGAUCAGUGGGGGGAUGUAAGCAAGGUACGAACACUUAUAGGUUAUGGUAGUUUUUUUAGGGAAGAUUGUCAGCGAACCCUCCAAAACUUCAAACGCUUACGAGCAUUACAAAUGGAUAAAGCUUUACCGGUUGGAAAUCCUUGGAAAGAACUGCAAGCUCUCGGUGACUUGAAGCAUUUAAGAUUUCUUGGUCUCAGCUCAUGGGGAAUAAAAAGAGUUCCGAACUCAAUCACCAAGUUGAUCAAUCUGCAAGUACUUGAUCUCUCUGGUUGCCACUACAUAGAGGAGCUACCAAGGGAUGUCAGAAAGCUAGUCGAUCUGAAGCAUAUCUACCUGCAUUGGAAUGUGAAAUUGACACACAUGCCGAAAGGGAUUGGGGAGUUAACAUCCCUUCAAACCUUACCUGUUUUUGCAGUGGGACAUAAAGGAGAUGAAACUACCGCUAAUGGAGCAGCCGGGUUGGAUGAGCUGAGAGGUUUGAAUUUGUUGCGCGGAGAGUUGAAGAUUACAAACUUGUUGCACGCCAAGCCUGUGAGUUCUUAUGUCUUAAAGAACAAGCUUUUUCUUCAAUCCUUAGUUUUAGAAUGGAGAUAUGACGAUGAUGAUGAUGCUACUCACUCUGCCAAAGAUGAAGAAGAGGUUCUCGAAAUGCUCGGCCCCCAUCCCCAUCUUACGGAACUGGAAAUUUGCAAGUAUACAGGAGUGAUUCUCCCCAACUGGCUGUCUACAAUCACCAAUCUCGUCGAGCUUACAAUACGCCAUUGCAGAGAAUGUGAGUACCUCCCACCAUUGCAUCAACUUCCAUCUCUAAAAAAGCUCAGCAUCAGAUGGUGCGAAAAACUUAAGGGCAUUAGAGACGAAGACCAGUACCAAUAUGAGCAGCCGGGGACUAGUGUUAGUGAUGCUGAUGCUGAAGACAACAAGGAUUGUCCCCAUUUCCCUACUCUUUCUAGCUUGAAAAUCAGCAGUUGUCCCAGCUUGUGUCGGAUGCCCCUCUUCCCAACCAUUGAAGCCGAGUUGGAGCUGCAUCAAUGCAGUGCACGCCCACUAAUUCGAACGAUGAUGAUGAAAUCGUCUCGUCUUAGUCGCCCACCACUCUCUCAGGUGUCGAGUUUGCAACUUGAUCAGAUUGAUGACUUGGAAUAUCUUCCGAAGGAAGGCCUCCGCAACCUCACUUCGCUUCAGGUACUGGAGAUCUCGAACUGUCCUCAACUAGCCAAUCUGUCCUCCCUCUGCAACCUCACUUCGCUUCAGGUGCUGGUGAUCAUGAAUUGUCCAAGACUAGCCACUCUGCCUCCUGCUAACCACCUAACUAGUAUGGAGAAUCUCUCCAUUAAAGGGUGCCCCAUGUUGAAAGAAAGGUGCAGAGAAGGGGAAGAUGAAGAGUGGCCCAGCAUUAUCGACAUCCCAUCCCCAUCCCCAGAAAUCAGAUAUCGGAGAUCCCCUCUGGGAUUUUAGUUGUGCAGUUUCCAUGACGACAGUGUUGUAGCUUUCUUUUUUCUUGUCCCUCUGUAAAUUUUCCAAGCUAUUGGACUGUAUCUGCAAAAUGUACCCACUUGAGUGAGUUGAGCAAGGCUAACCCUAAAGGCUCAAACCAACGAAAGGGCAUUCUUGUAAUCAGCUGGCAAAAAAUAAACACGCUUACCAUAAAUACUAGAAUCAAUA